GUUCUACAGUAAUCAUUCAGGCACAGUUAGCCAGCCAGUUUGAUAACUAGCCAGCAAAUACCAGUGUCUUGCCAUUCAAGAUGGGUAAAAAGGCGAAAAAGGAACCAGAGCCACCUGCAAAAGAUGAGUUUGACACUCUAUCCAUUGAGAGCAAAAGGGCGGACACAGCUGUGCUGAUGCUCAGUUCUCCAGAGGAGGUAGUCUUGGCAAAAGCUUGUGAAGCCAUUCGCAAAUUUGCAGAAAAGGGUGAUGAGAACAGGAUCACUCUCAUGGGCUUGGGAGCAGUGGAGCCUCUCUCGCGCCUCAUUUCUCACGACGACAAAUCUGUCCGAAAGAAUGCCUUCAUGGCCCUUGGGAUCAUGGCCCACAAUGGUGAUGUCAAAAAAUUGCUGAAAAAAUUGGAUGUCAUACCUUCUAUCAUUGCAAAGCUCUCACCUGAAGAGGAUGUGGUGAUCCAUGAGUUUGCCACUCAGUGUCUCGCAUCUCUGGCUCUCGACUUCGCCUGCAAGGUUCAGAUCUUCGACAGUGAAGCAUUAGGGCCUCUUAUCCAACUCCUCUCUGGCAGCGAUCCAGAUGUAGUGAAGAAUUCUGUCGAGUGCAUUUACAACCUUGUUCAGGAUCUGCCCAGUCGCGUGGCGGUGCGCGAGCUGAACGGGCUCCCCCCGCUGCUGGGCCAGCUGCACUCCGAGUUCCCCGUCAUCCAGGAGCUCACGCUGCGCACCCUGGGGUGCAUCACCACCGACAAGGAGACGCGUCUGGCCUUCAGGGAGGAGCAGGGCCUCGAGAAACUGCUGGAAGUCCUCGCAAACAAAGAUUACAGUGACCUGCAUGUGGAGGCCUUGCAGGUGGUCUCCAACUGCCUGGAGGAUGUGGACACCAUGCAGUACAUCCGGGAGACGGGGGGUCUGCAGACACUGCUGAAGUUUGUGACGACACCCACGCUGCCUGAAGUGCAGAGCAGUGGCGUGAAGGCCAUCACCAAAGUGGCACACAGCUAUGAAAACAGGAAGAUCCUUCACGAGCAGGACGUGGAGAAGGCACUGAUGGCUUUGCUGGCUGUGGACAAUCACCGCGUGCGUUCUGCAGCCUGCCAGGGGGUGGCAGCGAUGAGCCAGCACCUGGCCAGCAAGGACACCUUCAGACAUCUGGAUGGCAUCAAGCCAAUCGUCCAGCUCCUGAGGAGUGACAGCGCGGAGGUGCGGGAGUCUGCGGCGCAGGCGCUGUCCAGCCUGACCAGUGGUAGCCAGCUGAAUGCUCAGGCUGUAUUUGAGGCGGAGGGUGAUGAGGCGCUGGUGCAGCAGGUCCAGGAUGGCAGUGCCAGGGAAGUGGCGUAUGCUGCGUCUGUCCUCACCAACAUGGCUGCCCAGGAAGCCCUCCGACGCAACAUCCUGUCCCAGGGAGUCAUGCAGACCCUGGUGGGGCCUCUGCAGUUCAAGGACACACACCUGCUGGUCAGCAUCAUCCAGGCCGUGGCCACGCUGGCCUGUGACACAGAGGGCAGGACUGAGUUCAGGACUUCUGGGGGUCUGCCACACUUGGUCAAACUGCUCCAUUCAUACAACACAGAAGUACGCCGCAAUGCAUGCUGGGCCCUCAGUGUGUGUGCCAACGACGAGUCGGCUGCGUCUGAACUCACCAAGUUUGGAGCUCUGGAGGUCCUGCAGGAGAUCAACUCUUCCACCAACCGCAGGAACCGAUUCAGUGACAUCGCCCUGCAGCGGCUACUGGACAACAACCUGUCGGCCAAGUACAGCCUCACCGGCCACCUCUCCGCCACGGACGUCAUCGCAGACGGCUUCUAUGACCCUGGGCAGACUCGAGCAGGUCAGAGAGUUCCGGAUCUGGUGGAUCUAUCUAAGCAGGUCAUCAGCCAGCGCCGACCAGUCAUCGCAGUUAAUGGAAAACCAAAAGACCCGAGCAUCCUUGGCCUAGCGGACGCCAGGCAGCCGGACAGCCCCAGCGAGUCACGGGCCGCCUCGGCCCAGAGCAACCGGUCCAGCAGCAGAGCUCCCAGGUGUGUUACCCAGAGCAACCGGUCCAGCAGCAGAGCUCCCAGGUGUGUUACCCAGAGCAACCGGUCCAGCAGCAGAGCUCCCAGGUGUGUUACCCAGAGCAACAGGUCCAGCAGCAGAGCUCCCAGGUGUGUUACCCAGAGCAGCGGAGCAGAGCUCCCAGGUGUGUUACCCAGAGCAACAGGUCCAUCAGCAGAGCUCCCAGGUGUGUUACCCAGAGCAGCGGAGCAGAGCUCCCAGGUGUGUUACCCAGAGCAGCGGAGCUGA
Molecule: messenger RNA, 2279 nt
Organism: Sardina pilchardus (European sardine)
Lineage: Eukaryota; Metazoa; Chordata; Actinopteri; Clupeiformes; Clupeidae
Gene: armc3
Product: armadillo repeat containing 3
Exons: 16
Coding region: 81-2279 (732 amino acids)
Molecular function (GO): protein binding
Source: RefSeq, a predicted model, not a curated record